CCUUAACGUGAUGUAAACAAAGUAGUUCCCGGAGUCCUUUUUGAUAGUAUUGCGGGAUCAGCAUGCGCGUGCGUAACUCUACUAGUUUAUGAAUGUGAUUUAACUUACGAAUUUUGUCGUAAGACUCGUGGAAUAAGUAAUUAUUUCACAUCAUGUGCCAGUUUAACGGUCCGAUGAUGCAUUUCUGAAGGAAUCGCUGCUGAAGGAAAGUCUGGUGCCAUCUCAGACAGAGGAAUCAUCAUGGAAGCAUUGGGAUUAACGUGCUCUACCUGUGAAACGUUGCUGAAAAAACUGAAUUCUGCUCGAGAAUGGAACAAGUUUUACCAUCAAAAACUUCAAAAUAAAGAAAAAUUUCUUCAUAUAGCUGUAGACUAUGAGAGAGAGAAGCAGCGCAAUGUUGAACUCCAGUUGGCAUAUGAUCAGCGGACACGUGAUUCAACUUAUGUUCGUGAACAGAUGACAUCACUGUUACUAGACUUUGAACCUUUAAAGGAAAAAUUAAGAAAGGCAGAAUGUGAAGCAAAAGAGCACAGUGAACAACGAGUAAAAUUGGAACAUCAAAUGAGUAGUCUUCAGUUUUCACAUGAACAGCUUCAGCAUCAGCUAAGAGAACUGAAGGAAAAAGCAGACUACAGGCUAGCUGAAACUCUAGAGCGAAAACUUCAGACUGCCCGCACAGAGAUAAGACGACUAAAGCUGAUUAUUGAGAGCAAAACAUGUGAAAUAGAUGAGCUAAGGAAGUACCAAGCUGACAGACGACAGCAUUAUGAACGGAUCAAUAAAAGAUCAUUCUGGGCUUUAAGGUUGGCGAAAACCUUGGCUGGACUUUUACCUGAAGGUGAUUUGCUUGAAAGAGAAUUGAUGAGCAACAUGAAGAGAUUGAACAUCCUCUUGAAUGUUGUUGAUAAAAUCUGCCAGUCUCAGUAUAUAGAAUUUUGCAAAACAGAAGAGAAGAAACUGAAGAAAGAAAAUAUGUUGUUGGGAGCAUUGAUACCUUCCUUAGAUGAAUGGCUUGAUGACUUUGACAGAGGAAAUACUGAUAAUAUUGAUGAUGAGGCAAAAAUACAUUCUUUAUGUGAAGAAAGGUCCUUCAGUAAUAGAAGCGCAGAUCUAGUACCCUCAUCCGAGACAUUUAACAAAAAGAAAUGCUAUAAGUCUGGUGCAAAAAGUAGUCUUAAGGAUGAUUUAGAUCAAGAAAUGACAGACUUUCAUUUAAGGAAAUCAUUAUCAGGCUUUACAGGGAAUUCAGCAAGUAAUAGUACAAAACAAUUUUCAAACACACCAGUUCCUAUUGGAGAAACAGAUGAUGAUAUAAUUUCUGCCAUUUUGAAAGAUAUGAAGCCUCAUGAUAAAUUAGAACGUCUUGACAAUUCUUUUAAUUUACUUGACCCAGAAACUAAUAAGAGUGAUAUUGAGAGAAAAUGUCAGUCUGUGUUUGAUGGAUUGGUUAAAGGUGAGCUUUUGGUAGAAGAUGAAUCCAGUCCAAGCAUUGAUGUAUCUUCAGUUAUGGCACUCAGAAAUUUGUCAGAGAGGCCCAGAAUUCUUCUGUCUCAGUCUUCAGAGGGAUUUCCUGUGAACAUUGAAAAUGAGACUAGUUGCCUGCCUAAUGAUAUAGGAAUUUUGCCUUCAAAAAUGAUUAAAGACAAUAUUUUGCCUAAAGAGCAAUAUCCACAUUCUGUACCCAAGAUACUAGCCAAGAAUUGCAAUUCUUCACAGAGCUUUUCUCUUGAUAUGGAAAAUUCUGAAGCCUCAGUUGACAUUGAUAUGGAAAAAUAUAAUGAGAGAAGAUGUAUUGAGUUGAAUGAAAAUGGUAUAGCAGUAGAUUGCAAUAAUAGCAAUAAUACUGGUACUACCAGAAAUAUACUACCUGUAACACCAUUGAAGAAGAAAAGCAAAACUCCAAAGCUUGGCAACCUGAAGGAACAAAAACAAGCUUUUACGGAGACAUGUGAUACAGAUGGAAUUAGUGAAAGUAAACGAACAAGCCCAAUAAUUAUAAAAGACGAUGAAAAAAAAUUGAAAUGUGAAGGGAAUGAUUUUGUGGAAAGAAAGGGUAAAGAUAAAAGUUGUAAAUUUGGGGUCAAGACUGAUAUGAACUUGAAUAAUUCUGGCAAAGAGAAAUUGGAAGACAUUUUUGGAAUUAUCAGUGACAGUGAUGAUGAGAAAGAACCGGGAGAAAACUUAGAAGCUAAGUUUAACAAAGCUCAGGUUGGUGAUAUGGAUACUGUAGAGAUGUUGGAAACUGUAUCAGAAGAAAAAGAAACUUUUACAUCAGGUAAGAAAAGUGGUGAAGAAGUUGUUGAAGGCAGUUAUGAAAAACAAUUGCCAAAAGUAAUUAUUGGUGAUUCUGUUUACACUGGUGAAGAUCCACUGAGUAACAAAGAUCUUCCAAAGGCUUUUAUGAAUAGCAAUAUUAUUGUAUGUACCAAGGUACGCAACAAAGCUUUGAAAUCUGUAUCAAAGCUGGUUUCAUGUCCAAAUUUGGAAGGUUCAGAGGAGAAUGAUCAAGAAAUAUGUGAAGAGGAAUUAAUUAACCCUAAAAUUGAGAAAGCCAGCAAUCAGUUAGUGAAUCAUAAGGAAGGUGUUAUUUUUAGUCACCACUGUCAUAAAGAAAGUGGAACUCAGAUGCCAGACUACAGCCAUUGUGUACAUGAAACAGAAACUAGUGUUGAUGCUUCAGAGUCAUCACUGGUUAAGGAAAAGAAAGUUGGAAGGAAGGAUACAGAGUAUAAAAGUAGUAGGCCUGGGAGAAAAUCAGGUAAAAGGGCAUUCGGUAAGAAGACUUGUAUUGACCAAAGACCUAAACUAAUGAAAGGAAAUUGUAAUGAUGAAAAGGAAAGCAUAUUCUUAAAGAUUAAAGAAUUAAAAAACCAGUACCAAAAAAUAUUGCAGUUCAGUGAGAAGUCAGUAUAUGAAGGUAGUGUCACAGAAGAUACUAGAGGCGGGUUAUUACAAGCAAAUGAAGAAAUGCUUCACCCAAACCCUACCCAGGAUUAUGAGAAAGAUGCAGUUGGAAGGGAUACUCAUGUAAGUGAUGUUAGUAGCAAAAGCUGUUGCCAGGAAGAAGUAAAUCAUGAAUCUAUUCCUUCAUCUGUUAGUAAAAAAUAUUCUGUGAAGGAGAUGGAUGAUAUCUUUGGAUAUAUAAGUGAUUCUGAUGAGGAGAUGUCAGGGACACAAGUAAAAAUGAAGGCAAACACUGUGAUAGCAGCACCUCAAGUGGAGAUAAAUAAUUGUGUGGUUCUUCAAGGAAAUGAAGCUGUUGUAUGUGGAAUGAGCAAAACUCCAACCCUUCAGAAAUGUGAAGAAAAGUUAUGUCAUGCUGACGUUGGUAAUGAAGAAGCUAAAAAAGUAAUGAGUCCAGUAAGCAAUCCUCAGAUUUUUAGCAAAUCAAAAACUCCUCUUAAGGGUUUUGAAAAAUUCAAUAGUGAUGCCCCAUCUAAAAGGAAACGUAAUUUCAGUCUUUCAGAAGAGAAUUCACUCUCUAAAGGUGACACCCCCAGCACAAGAACUAGAAGUCAUUCUGCCAACCAGGAAAGCGAGGUUGGUGCUCAAGUUGAGCCUCACAGAAGUAGUAAAGUUCAAAAGCGAUCUGAGGUAUUAUCUGCAAGCAAUUUGAAACCUCGAACUCGGAUGAGAAGCAGCUCAAGAAUUGCUUCCAGACUUGGCAUGAAAGAUUUCCUUGUAGACUCUGAAAAGAAAGACAUGGUAGUAUGUUCAAAUGUGAGUAAUAUUUGUACAAGAGCUGGUAAAAAUAUCACAAAGAAAGCAGAUAGUAAUAAACUCAACCCAACUGAUCAGUCUGCAGGUAAUGUCAUCCUUUCUAGAGGCAGCACUAGACAACGCAGUCUAAGUGGUAGAAUUUUAGCCUUAGAGCAAAAAAAGAAAGCAUUCCAAUUGGAAAUGAAAGAGCGUUUUGUAAAAAGUCGAGAAAAACUUGUUAAGACCGUUUCACCGGUACCAAACAGCAAAGAAAAAGACUUGAAAGAACAAGUAGUCCCUCAAAGUGAAAGAGUCAUUGCGGAAGAGACCAUUGUACCAUCCAUAGAAGGAAAUUCUCUCACAAAUAGUAAUAGCAAAGAAAAUGAAUUUGAUAAUCAGACUGAUAAGCUAUCUUCUGAGGAAGCAGUAAAAACUCAAAACUCAGAAACAACUGAGGAAUCGGUAAAAACUCAAAACUCAGAGAAAACAUCACGGGUUUCCUUUAAAUGGGGAAAAAGCUCACAAGUUUUUAAGGAACCAAAAAUUAGAAUAAUCAAGAAGUCUGUAAUCGAAAGAUGUCCAAGGACCAGCUUCAGAACACCAGUCCCACUGAUCCAUGUGCUUGAGCGCCGGAAGAUAUCAGUGCAGUUGAAGUGUAGCUCAAAAGUGACAUCAUCUUCUGUUUCAUUGAACAUAGACCAGAAUUCUGAAGUAUCAUUAUCACCACCUGAAGAUCGGGUGAGUUCACUCACUGUAACAAAUAUCAAGUCUAAUGAUGCUGCAUUUGAGAGAGACAACAGGCAUAGCAUUCUGUUUGGGACAGAGAGUAGUGAACCAGAUGAAGAACUCUCUGAGAAUAGCAUGCAGAAAUCUAGUGGAUUUAAGAAGAGGAAAAUAAAGCAAAGAAGACCUAAGACAACAAGACAACUUAAUGGGAAACUAGUGAAUAAUUCUAUUGAAAGGGAGAGUAGUGAGGAAAGUACCAUGAAACAUAAAAUGGUCAGAGGCAGUCAAAGUGAAAAACCUUUAUCAGAAAAUUUAGGAUGCAUUUCAGAGCUCAGCAAUGCUAAAAAUAGUUUUCAGGCACAUAAAAAGUCAGAAAUGAAGCUGUCAUCAGACUCAGACUCUGAAUACCAAACAGACAUUGAAAUUAUUAAUAAUAAUAAUAGUAAACAUGGUAAGCGAAAGAGACGAAUUAUUAGUAGUGAUUCUGAUGGUGAAGAAGAGCAGAAAUUGAAAUUGUCAAGUGUUGAGAAGGAAAAUAAAGUGAAUGAUGAAAAACAGGAAUUGGUGUCUUUAGGUUCAGUGCAUAAGAACAGAGCAAAAUCUAGCAGUAUCCCUAAAAAAGAAACUAGGAAAGUUAAUGCUUCCAAAAAAUUUAAGAGCCAAUUUGCUUUGAGAGCUGUUAGAAUGCACAAGAAAUCAUACUAUCCUGUAACAUCUCGACCUCAAUACCAGCACAUCAAGGAUGAAGAUAAAAGUACCAUUGAGGAUAAUUUGGUAGAUAUUUUUGCAAGCAAAGAUGACAAAUCUCCACAGGAAUAUCAGAAAAUACAUAAUGUGAAAAAUGCUAAUAUUUUUGCAGUAUCCAAGUCUUCAGAAGUAAAAGAAACACAUAAGGAUGUAAAUGCUGGGAAAGAUGCAUCUGAAAUUGCAAGGAGGUUGAGUAUGAACAUGAAGAGCCAAACUAAAGAUAAACGAACAGUAAUUUUAUUAGACAAAGCCCCAAGGCUACCACAAAAAAAUAAGAGGACAGUUUCAUCAGAAGAUAAUUUAGACAUGAAGAAUUACUCUGUGCCAGAAAAAGUUUUGUUUUCUUCUUCAGCAGAGGUAGUCUUUGAAUCAUUAGUGUGUUCCAAUUUUAAUGAGGCAGGAGCAUUAACCUCUAGUAGUAUUUUAAAUGAUUGCGGGUUUGACAGGGGGAAUGCUCAUGGCAGUGAGAAUUCAGAGAGCACUUCUGAUGACGAGGGAACUAUGGAAAUAUGUGAAGAAGCCAGCACAGAAGUAUGUAUAAAACAGGAAAAUUCUUCAAUUUGUGAUAAUGUUAGUAGUGCAAGUGAUCAAGUGGUUCAUCCUGGUUUAGUUAGAUCCCUUGCACAGCUUGGGAGUUUGAUACAGCCAAAGGUUGCUCCCAAGCAUUCUAAAACUGCAAAGAAGGUAUUGAAAAAUGUCCCAGCUUCUUCUAAUUUUGUUGAAAAACUUUUUUCAAAGCAAGAACAAAAACUUGGAAGGAAAACUGAGGAAUGUAAAAGAACCAGUGAUACAAAUUCAACUCUUGCUAAUCCUAGCAAGGUAACAGAAAAUAAUGUUGGGCUCUAUUCUAAUAUUCCAAAUACAGUAUUAGUUAACUCUAAAAUAGAAACUGGAGAUACCCUUUUUUCAGUGACUAGUGCCUGUCAGAAUAAUGAAUAUGCAGCCAAAGUUAAUUCUUUUAAUUGGAAUAGUGACCCAUCAAAGUCAAGCGAUGUAUCACUCAACUUCUAUGGCAGUAAAAAUCAAGUGCAUGGAGAUAAUUCUACAGAAAUAAAAAGUGACAAUAAUAUUUCAGCUGCCAGUGUUUCUGUAGAAAAUGUUUUUCCUAAAGACUGUGCGAUGGUUUCCAUAAAGGGUCAGGAAACUGAAACCAAAACCUCACAUGAGCAGUGUGCUAACACUCCUUUUUCUGAAGUGUCAGGAGCCUCCUUCCUGGAAGAAACAUUUAUGAAGCCAAGUAGGAUUCGAGAGGGUGAAGAACGCCAGAAAAUAGAUUAUCGUUUAAGUGACAUCUUGGAUACAAUAAUUCAUAAUCGACUCAGUAGCCAGCUGUGGCAUCAUGGGAUCAAUGAGCUUUGUGGCCACAAUGUCUUUGAUGAGGAUCUUAAUGCAGUUACAAGAGCCUUCAUAAAGAAGAUCCUUCAAGCAGAUCCCUUUGAAAAAAGGGAAUACUCUGGAGGAUUGCCCCUAUCCCUUUACAAGUUGUAUCAAGCAAUGACUGUCUAUGAGAGAAGGUUAAAUGUCCCUGUAGCCUUCAUAAGAAAAAAAAUUAUGAGAAGUAUCCACAAGCUCAUAGCAACAAAGUCCUGUCUGAGACCAGGGAGCUUAGCAUGUUUAACUGGGUGGUUCACAGCAAGUGCCAUGCUUCCUGAUGAAAGAGAGACUUUCAAUUUUGAAUGGCUACGAUCCUUCUUAUUAGAUCUCCUUUACCAUCAGCAUGGGGCUGCACAUCAGGCUAUUCUUUCGGCUGUAAUAACGUCCAAAAGGGUACUAAUCAAACACUCCAAAGACAGGCAGACAACAUGCUUGGAAAAACUUAUCCACUGGAUAGUGUUUCAUGGAGAAUGGACUGGGAUCAGAAGUAUUCACACAGAUCUUAUGGAAUGGUUCCUUAAACAUAAUGCACCUUGCAUUCCUAAGAAAGAUCCUUUGGUUUUCAUCCAUGACUUACUGGCAGAGUUCUCAGAAUGUAAAGAUCAAGAACACUGCCACAAUAUUACUACAGCUAUUGUUGUGUUCUCUCGGUGGCAAGGGAAGCCUUGGAUUGAAAAUAAACUGUUACCAAUUGUAAGGUCUAAGGCUGCCAAAGAUUCAAACAGCUUUGAGAAGGAUGGGUCACUUCAUUGCAAAUAUAAAAUGUUAAUAGAAUACUUACUGCUUGAAUUGGAGGAAAAAGUUGUACCAGCCACGCAAGAUGUUGAUGACUAUGGUGGUGAUAUACAGGAACACAAAGAUGGUGAAGCAAAUAACAGUGAAAAGAAAUAAUUUUUUUUUAGGGGUUCUCAUCUGAUGUAAUUUUUGUAUGUAUUCUUUUGUAGUAUUGUUUGUAAGGAUGUAAAUUUUUAUUUUUUAAAUCCAUUUUGAACAUACACCACUUUUUUUUUUAAAGAAACAAGGUAAUGCCACAGAAAAACUUGUAGAAGCAAUUUUAAAGGUGAUUUGUCUAUAAUUUGAGAAAUAUUUGAUUAUGGUUAUUGUAAAGCUUACAGCUGUUACCAACUUUUAAGAGAAUAUUCCAUUUUUAUAGGGGUAUCAGAAGUAUGGCAAUCUUCUAAAUUUACAUUAUAUAUUUGUUCAUAAACUUAUGCAUUUUUGAGCCGUGUAAACUACAGCUGUCCUAAUUUUUUCUUGUUGACCAGAAUACCUGUUUUAGUCUUAGAAUGUGAUAUUGUGUUUUAAUAAAGUUCCAUGGUAACUAUCCAAAGACAACUUUUAAUGCUUUUUAAAGUGCAUUAAUGGUAUACACACACUUAAUGCUUUUUUAAGUGCAUUAAUGGUAUACUACACACACCUCAUGCUAGAAAGUUAGAUUUUAGCUGCUUUCUGUAAUCUUGACUGUACAUUUCUAUCAUGUUUGCACAUUUUAAUCCUUAAAUGCGGGAAUCUGAUGUAUGAUUGGGCAAUGUGCAUUUUUGUGUAUGACUGAGUUCAAGCAGUUUGUACUGUAGAACAAGUAGGCUGAAAAAGAAUAUGUAGUAAAUAAACUGUUAUAUCCAAAUUUUGGCUUUAGAGGGUCUAUAAUUGGGAAUACGUACAUACCAAAAGAACUUGCUUAUAUAUUUGCAUAAACACCAAUUUAUUGAAGCAUUUAUACUUACUUUCACAAUUAAAUAAUGUAUGAAAACCAUUUCAGUACUGUUUUAACUGACUCAUUAUUUUACUUACAUACUCUUUAGGGUGAUAUAGUGCACAGAAUGUAAAAUAUAGUGUAUUUAAAGUAUAGUUUCAUACUAAAGACCUGGACUUUACUAAAAUGUUCGAACUGCAGUUGUAUGUUUUUUAUUUAAAUGAUUGUUUAUUGAUAAAUGUGCAGAUUUAAUCUUGUCACCCAAUUUUUCAGAAUAGUUUUCAGUUUAUAUAUUCUUUUAAGUUACCAAAAAAUACUGCAAUUCAUGGUGCACUAUUUUAUGUUAAAAUGUGUUUUUUAACAUUUUUUACCGAGAGGAGCUUGUAGACCAAGUAGUAAUGUCAUUGAAGUUGAUACUUUCUUCCAUAAUCUGCAGGUUGAAUGGAAAUAACCGUUGUAUAUAAUAUCCCAUCAUUUGAGGGGUAGAGUUGAUAUAUAUAUUAAAUUACAUUUUGUUGUAUU
Molecule: messenger RNA, 8761 nt
Organism: Macrobrachium nipponense
Lineage: Eukaryota; Metazoa; Arthropoda; Malacostraca; Decapoda; Palaemonidae
Exons: 13
Coding region: 241-7437 (2398 amino acids)
Source: RefSeq, a predicted model, not a curated record